Molecule: messenger RNA, 1082 nt
Organism: Anthonomus grandis grandis
Lineage: Eukaryota; Metazoa; Arthropoda; Insecta; Coleoptera; Curculionidae
Exons: 1
Coding region: 1-1068 (355 amino acids)
Biological process (GO): protein autoubiquitination; protein monoubiquitination; proteasome-mediated ubiquitin-dependent protein catabolic process
Cellular component (GO): nucleus; ubiquitin ligase complex; cytosol
Molecular function (GO): cyclin binding; ubiquitin protein ligase activity; ubiquitin conjugating enzyme binding
Source: RefSeq, a predicted model, not a curated record
AUGUAUAAGUCCGUAGUGGUGGAGUUUAGACCGAAAUUGCAAAGUGUGAAUGUGUUUGUGUGUCUGAACGAUGAGUGCGAAGAGACUGUUGUGGAGUUGCUCGAAAGUUCCUUUAAGGUGUCCUUGAAGUGCAGCAGCAGGAGUUUGACAGUGGAAUUUGGCCCCUUUAAGGCCCAAACUUCGACCUUAAGUUCACUGAAAACCUCUAAGAACUUCAUAAGCUUCAGGUUUUUCACUCAAAAAACUUCCACCGCCAUGGGGAGCUUUAAAACUGAACUGAUUACCAACCAAAGUAGACCAAAAGGGGUUGUUGAUGUGGCAACAGUCGAGCCCAACACUAAUUACAUGAUUAAAUGUCAAAACUGCCAAAAGGGGUUGCUUGAGACACCCAUAAAGUUUGACAGGGUCUUACCGCUACCAGACAACUUGGACUCGGGAGAUUGGUUCUGCCACGCGCACGAUUUGCCCCCCAAAAAUGACCGACUGGAACCGAAACCUAAAGAUUUGUUUUAUGCCCACUGUUUCGUGAAAAUCAAUUGUGACAUUUUGAGAAACUACUUCGAAAAAAAUCAGAUUAUGGUGUGCAAAUCGUGUUUUAAUUGGCUGGGGGUCAAGGAGGGCGGUACCGCGAAGUUGUGGUUCAACACCGUCUCGUUUAACCAAAUCACCACCCGAGGUUUGGCCGAUUUAAAUUCGAUGGUGAAAAAGUUGUUUGCCAAUAGUCUCUUUAAUUCCCUAAAAAUCCUGCUGCUCUACCGGGACGCCAACGGGAUGAAAAACUAUUUAUUGCUGUGGGUGUUGGAAAAAUGCCUGAAAAUUAACAUGAAAACUCCGAAGGAACCGGAUCGGGAGUGCGAGGUGGCCAAAACGUUGUUCAGGUACUUCGAGGGCGACAAUCACGACUUGGUGCGGCAAUGGAAGGCCGAGCACAACGUCGAAUUCAUGGAAGUUUCCCGGAAUAUGUUCUUGGAGGUUAUGAAGGACUUGUAUUUGUAUAAUAAGGUUUAUCCGAUAGAGUUUUCUAGGGCUAAUGACUUUUUAGUUUCGUAUUUGUUUUUGUAUCAAUAAAGUUUUAAUUCGGA